AUGAAUUUAUUCUCGUUUUUGUUGAAGGCGUCCACUGUCUUCCAUAGGGCAAGUCCUGCUGCCGCUGCCAAGGUGCUUAGCGGUGGCACCAUUAUCGCUUUCGAUCAGGACGCCGAGUCACUUCAGGUAAUACGACAUGGCUCGCUUCUUAUUGACAAAGACAGAAUAACUUCCGUUUUUGAUGCGUCCUCCCCGAUUGUGGUGCCACCCGGUGCGGAGGUGAUUGACUGCACAAACAAGAUUAUCACGCCUGGUUUCAUCGACACUCACCGUCAUGGAUGGCAAACAGUCUUCAAGACGAUGGGUUCCAACACAACCCUUGCAGAGUAUGCCGGGCGGUACAGUGCCAUGGUAGCCGAGCCUCUAUUUACCCCCGAUGACCUCUACAUCAGUCAGAUAACGGGUAUUUACGAGGCUGUGGCAGCUGGCGUCACAACUAUACUGGACCAUGCGCACCACACCUGGAGCCGCGAACAUUCGGCUGCAGGUUUUAAUGCCUCUGUUGACAGUGGCUCUCGGAUCUUCUUCGCUUACACCUUUCAAAACGCUUCUACCGGAUUUGGUAUCCAGGACCAGAUUAUUCAUUGGCGCGAGCUUGCCGCUAAAAUCUCUAGCAACCUCACAGAACUUGUUGUAGGCUAUGACGAUUGGACAGCUAAUCCCGAUGGAGCCGACACACUAGCUGUGUUAGAUCUGAUCUAUAAAAACAACGUGUCAGUACUCACAACGCACCAUGUCGAAGGACCGUGGAUGUUUGGGAACUCUCCAGAGGAUCUCCAUCGGGUUGGAAUUCUCAAUUCAAGCAUUCCUAUUGUUAUAUCGCAUGCUUCAUUUCUUGAUGCAAGAGGAGCUGCGUUGCUAAGAAGCACGAACAAACACAUCUCAAUCACCCCCGAAAGCGAGAUGCACUAUGGCCAUCUUCACCCGACGUCCCAUCUCAUUCUUGACCAGGCUUCGCUAGGAGUUGACACGCAUUUCACUUUUUCAACAGAUAUCCUCACGCAGGCACGUCUCUAUCUCCAGUCAGUGCGAUACCGCGUUUACGAAAAUACCAUCGAUCGAUGGCAGCUCCCUGCUCAAAGCCCAAUGUCUGUCAAUCAGGCGUUCCUACUUGCAACUAGGAAUGGCGGGUUGGCCCUGGGCCGCGAGGACCUGGGCAUCAUUGCACCGGGCGCGAAAGCUGAUAUUGUGGUCUGGGAUGGGAGAUCUCCUGCAAUGCUGGGAUGGGCCGACCCUGUGGCAGCCAUCAUUUUGCAUGCCAGCGUGGGCGAUAUCAAACACGUCCUUGUGGAUGGUGAGUUCAAGAAGCGUGACGGUGAACUCACCAUCGACAAGUAUGCAGGAUUGCAGGAUCGCUUCUUAGCAAGCGCCGAACGCAUUCAGCGUAUCCUGAGAGAAACACCAUUGCCGUCCCAGGAAGGCAGCUUCCUGACUGGGACCCCUUAUGGCUACGUUUUGCAGGUAGACGCACGUCGAGGUGAUGGAACGGGGUAUGGUCCCAAUUUUGUGUAA
Neoarthrinium moseri is the source of this 1512-nucleotide messenger RNA. RefSeq lists its product as uncharacterized. Bases 1 to 1512 code for a protein of 503 amino acids. The transcript has 3 exons. The record is from RefSeq and is a predicted model, not a curated record. NCBI's taxonomy places the organism in Eukaryota, Fungi, Ascomycota, Sordariomycetes, Amphisphaeriales, Apiosporaceae. Gene Ontology annotation, molecular function: deaminase activity. Gene Ontology annotation, cellular component: cytosol.